Messenger RNA from Pongo pygmaeus (Bornean orangutan), 5167 nucleotides. It is a transcript of the gene ZFP14, whose product is annotated as ZFP14 zinc finger protein. Gene Ontology annotation, biological process: regulation of DNA-templated transcription. Bases 129 to 1733 code for a protein of 534 amino acids. Lineage: Eukaryota; Metazoa; Chordata; Mammalia; Primates; Hominidae. The transcript has 5 exons. The record is from RefSeq and is a predicted model, not a curated record.
CUCCGCUCGCAGUUCUUUCCGGCUUCCCUGCUGGUGUCGGCUCCGAGAGCUCUGGCUUAUCAGGACUCCGUAGUUCUCCAACAGAGAAAUCUUGAGAAGGACUGACCAGUUUUUGCAGUUCUAAAACCAUGGCCCAUGGUUCAGUGACAUUCAGAGAUGUGGCCAUAGACUUCUCACAGGAAGAAUGGGAAUUCCUGGAUCCUGCUCAGAGGGACUUAUAUAGGGAUGUAAUGUGGGAGAACUACAGCAACUUCAUUUCACUAGCAGGACCUUCCAUUUCUAAACCAGAUGUGAUUACCUUAUUGGAUGAAGAAAGGAAGGAACCUGGGAUGGUUGUGAGGGAAGGGACAAGAAGAUACUGCCCUGAUUUGGAGUCCAGAUACAGGACCAAUACUUUAUCUCCAGAAAAGGACAUUUAUGAAAUAUAUUCAUUUCAGUGGGAUAUAAUGGAAAGAAUUAAAAGCUAUAGCCUUCAGGGUUCCAUUUUUAGGAAUGAUUGGGAAUGCAAAAGCAAGAUUGAGGGGGAAAAGGAACAACAAGAGGGAUAUUUUGGGCAAGUGAAAAUUACCUCUGAAAAAAUGACCACUUACAAAAGGCACAAUUUUCUUACUGAGUAUCAGAUCGUUCAUAAUGGAGAAAAGGUGUAUGAGUGUAAGGAGUGUAGAAAGACCUUUAUUCGUCGCUCAACACUUAGUCAACACCUGAGAAUUCAUACUGGUGAGAAACCUUAUAAGUGUAAGGAAUGUGGGCAGGCCUUUAGACAGCGUGCACAUCUUAUUCGACAUCACAAACUUCACACCGGUGAGAAACCCUAUGAAUGUAAGGAGUGUGGGAAGGCCUUUACAGUGCUCCAAGAACUUACUCAACAUCAGAGACUUCAUACGGGUGAAAAACCCUAUGAAUGUAAGGAAUGUGGAAAGGCCUUUAGAGUACAUCAGCAACUGGCUCGACAUCAGAGAAUUCACACUGGUGAGAAACCCUAUGAAUGUAAGGACUGUGGAAAGACCUUUAGACAGUGUACACACCUUACACGCCAUCAGAGACUUCAUACUGCUGAAAAGCUCUAUGAAUGUAAGGAAUGUGGGAAAGCCUUUGUAUGUGGUCCAGACCUUAGAGUACAUCAGAAAAUUCAUUUUGGUGAGAAACCCUAUGAAUGUAAGGAAUGUGGAAAGGCUUUUAGAAUAUGCCAACAACUUACUGUUCAUCAGAGUAUUCAUACUGGUGAGAAACCCUACGAAUGUAAGGAAUGUGGGAAGACUUUUAGAUUAAGACAACAACUAGUUCGCCAUCAGAGAAUACAUACUCGUGAGAAACCCUAUGAAUGUAUGGAAUGUUGGAAGACCUUUAGUAGUUACUCACAGCUUAUUUCACACCAGAGCAUUCAUAUUGGUGAGAGACCCUAUGAAUGUGAAGAGUGUGGAAAGGCCUUUAGACUGCUCUCACAACUUACUCAGCAUCAAAGUAUUCACACUGGUGAGAAACCUUAUGAAUGUAAGGAAUGUAGAAAACCUUUUAGACUGCUCUCACAACUUACCCAACAUCAGAGUAUUCACACUGGUGAGAAACCUUAUGAAUGUAAGGAAUGUGGUAAGGCUUUUAGACUUUAUUCAUUUCUUACUCAACACCAGAGAAUUCAUACUGGUGAGAAGCCCUACAAGUGUAAGGAGUGUAAGAAGGCCUUUAGACAGCAUUCACACCUUACUCAACAUCAGAAGAUUCAUAAUGGAAUUUAAUAGAAGAAAGCCUUCAAAUGUAUAUGAUGUUACAGAACAUCAGAAAAUUCAUUUUUGAGAAAAUGUGUUUCAUGCUCAAUUCCAAGCAUAAUAAAUUUUAUAUUAGAGAAAGAAUAUGUUGAUUUAAAAGCCUUCCAACACCAUUUAAACGUGGUUUAUCUUCAGCAAAUUCCUAUGAGAGAAUAAUGUAAUGAAUGUAGGAAAAUCUUUAGCCUUAUCUGUCAUUAUCUCCCUUUCUCCACUUGAUUACCAGUUUGAUUUAUUGGACAAGAUACUAAGCUUCUGUGCCUCAUUUUGCUGACUUGUAAAAUGGUAAUAAUAGUACUUAUAUGUAUUAGUUAUUUAUUGCUGUGUAAUAAAUUACCACAAACUUAGUAGCAUAAAAUAACAUACAAUUAUAUCUUAUAAUUUGGAUCAGGAGUAUAGGCAUGACUUAGUUGGGUCCUCUGCUUCAGGGUCUCUUGCAAGGCUACAGAUUUCAGCCAGGGCUGAGGUCUCAUCUGAAGGCUCAACUGGGGAAGGAUCCACAUCUAGACUAACAUAGUUGUUACCCAAAUGUAUUUCCGUGAGGCCUGUUGCAUUGAGAUUCUCAGUUUCUAGCUGGCUGUUGGCUGAAUGCUGACUGCAGUUCCUGGCCACAAUAGCCUCAUCAACAUGGCUGCUUGCUUCAUCAAGGCAUGCAAGCCAAAAGGGAGGAGAGUCUGCUAGCAUGAUGGAAGUUACCAUCUUGUAUAAUCUAAUCAUGGAAGUAACAUUCCCUCACCUUCUACUGGUAGAAGUAAGUUACUAGGAUAGCCCACACUCAAGAGAAGGGGAUGAUACAAGAGUGUGAAUAAGUCCUGGAGACAGGACCAUUGGGGGGCCUGUUUAGAGUCAGCCUGCCACACUGUGGAAUAGGAUUGUUGCAAGGAGUAAGUAGUUAAUACUUGGAGGAAUCACAGUCAUAUAGCAUGUAUUCUGUAAAUAUUAUCUAUAAUUAUUAUUAUUGUCAUUAGUAUUAGUGAAUUCACAUAAAAGGAAGAUCUGUAGACAUAAUAAAUGUAGAAAUGCCUCCUGUCACCUCUCAGAAAUUAUUAAACAUAAUUUAUUCUAGGUAAAAUUUAGAUUGUAGUGAAUGUAGGAAGUUCUUCAGCACUUGAGCUGCAUUAGAAAUUUCAUGCCAAAAAUGAAUUUCUUGAAUGUGAGGUCACUAGUAAUACAGCUGUUGAAGAAUUAGAGGGAAAUAGGAAACGAUUUUCCCAUAAUUGCAAAAAGGAAAAGGCUUACAAUCCCUGUUGUCUGACCACAGUUUAAAAUUAAUUAGAAACUAUCAAAAAUGUGGCUUAAAAGAAAUUAACCACCUAGGAAUUUAAUAUUGUUGUGUAUAUUUAUGUGUGUGUAUAAAACUCCUGUGGGAAAGAAACAAAACAUCAUUCUAUAAGUCAGUAUACUUUUUGAUGCUCAAAAUGGCAUAUCUUCAACCAAUAGGAGUUGUUUCAAGUUGAGUUUUUGAUGUGAUCCCACCAAUAAUUUGAUAGUUUCCUUGAUUGUGGCUGCAUAAUUCGGUAACCUAUGAAAGAUGCUAGAGCACCAAUUUAUAAUUUUUUUUUUUUGAGACAGGGUGUCACUUUGUCCUCCAGGCUGGAGUACAGUGGCACAAGCAUAGUUCACUGUACCAUUCCUCCUGGGCUCAAGUGAUUCUCCCAUCUAAAUUUUUUUUUUUUUUUUUAGAGAAAGGGUCUCACUAUGUUGCCCAGGCUGGUCUUGAACUUCUGGGCUCAAGUGAUCCUCCCUUCUUGGCCUCCAAAGGUGCUGGGGUUACAGGCAUGAGCCACCGCACCCAGCCCAACUCAUUAUUCUUGAAAUCAAUAAAUCAGAGGAAAAAUUGUCACUGAGUUUCCUUUUCCCAUGUGAACCAAAUUUCAGGGUCACCAGAAGUUCAUCAAAUUCAAAUGGAUUUGGCCUGGCACAGGGGCUCACACCUGUAAUCCCAGCACUUUGGGAGGACAAGGUAGGUGGAUCACUUGAGGCCAGGAGUUUGAGACCAACCUGGUCAACAUGGUGAAACCCUGUCUGUACUAAAAAUACAAAAAUUAGCCAGGCAUGGUGGCACACACCUGUAGUCCCAGGCUCAGGUGGGAGGAUUGCUUGAACCCAAGAGGCAGAGUUUGCAGUGAGCUGAGAUCGUGCCACUGCACUCCAGCCUGGGUGACAGAGUGAGACCCUGUCUCAAAACAAAACUUUUUUUUUUAGUGGGUUUUUCUUUUAUAAAGAAGUCUAAUAAAUCUAGAAGGAAUUAUAGGAUUAGAAAAAUCACCAUUUUCUAGACCUUAAUGGAAUAAUGGGUCCAGAAAACACGAUCUUCAAUGGGCAUUACAACUAAUAGGUGAAAUAUUUUAUAGCGAGAUUUUUAUGGUGGAUCUAUCAAGCUGGCCACCUCUGAACCCUUUGAUCUGUUUUAACCUUAAUAAAAAUGGGUCUAUCAGACAACACACACACUUCCUGACAUAAUGCAAUAGGAAGUCCACACCACCAUCUACAAAGCCUUAUUACUGGAAUAAUAAACGGAAAGCAGACAGGGACUAGAUGAACAGUGUAUGGUCAUCCCUUGGUAUCCAUGGGGAAUUGGUUCCAGGAUCCUCCACUGAUGGUAAAAUCUGAGGAUGCUCAAGUCCCUUGUAUAAAAUGGCAUAGUAUGUAUUUGCAUAUUACCUACUCACAUCUUCCUGUAUACUUUAAAUUAUCUUUAGAUCACUUAUACCUAACACAAUGUAAAUACUAUGUAAAUAGUUGUUAUACUGUAUUUUUCAAUUUGCAUUAUUUUUUAUUGUAUUUUCAUUUUUAUUGGUUUUUUUUUUUUUGAGUAUUUUCUAUUUGAGGUUGGUUGAAUCUGCACAUAUGGAGGGCUGGCUAUAAAGGGCACCACAAGGAAGAAGCCAAACAGAUCCAGAAUGUGUGAAAUUCUACAGAGCAAAUUACCUGAUUUCUUCAACUAACAGGUAGCAUGAAAAUACAAGGGGAAGGGCAACCAUUAACAGAUUAAAAGAGACUUAAAGAGACAUAUCAACUAAAUUCAGUACGUUGGCAUUACUUGGACCUGGUUUGAACAAAACAUAAAAAGCCAUUUUGGAGACAGUGAGGGAAGUGUGGACAUGGACUAAAUAUUAAAUGAUGUUUACAUAUAUUAAUUUGGUUAGGGAUUAUGUCAAUGUGAUUAUAAAAAAUAAAAGAUCCUAUGUGUUAGAGAUACAUACUAUGAAAUGAAGAUAGACACAUUUGGAUUAAAAUAUUUCAGCAAAAGAAAAAUAAUUGGCAAAGAGAGCCGGAAACUAAAUUGGCAACAUGUUGAUAAUUUAAGUGGAGUGGUUUGUUCAUGGAGAUUUAUUGUUCUAAUAUUUCUACUUUUGUAUGUGUUUGAAAUUUCAAUAAUAAAAUGUUUAAAAUCUAAACCAAAA